Dermatophagoides pteronyssinus (European house dust mite) is the source of this 1788-nucleotide messenger RNA. RefSeq names its product serine palmitoyltransferase small subunit A-like. Gene Ontology annotation, biological process: ceramide biosynthetic process. Gene Ontology annotation, molecular function: serine C-palmitoyltransferase activity. NCBI's taxonomy places the organism in Eukaryota, Metazoa, Arthropoda, Arachnida, Sarcoptiformes, Pyroglyphidae. Gene Ontology annotation, cellular component: serine palmitoyltransferase complex. The record is from RefSeq and is a predicted model, not a curated record.
GAAAAUAUAAAAAUCAAAAUCAAAAAAUUAUGUAAAUUUUGUAAUUUUUGUUGAUUGAAAAUUGAAUGGCUAUUAUGAUUUUGAAAUGUAGCCUUUUAUUUUUAUAUUUCAUUCAAAUGAUUGUUGCUAAGAAUGUUCAUGAUGAAAUGUCAAAUGAUCGAAUUAUGAUACCAUAUAAAUCAGUAUAUGGUGCUCCAAGAAAAUGUAAAUUAACGUCCGAUCAUAAAACUACCGAAGAAAAAUAUCGAAAAUGUCAAAUAAAUGCCAUUGAUAAAUGGAAAAUAACAUUACAACAUUAUUACACCGAAAGUUGGGAUUUCUGCUGUUUCGUAUAUGAUGUUUUAAAAUGCGAAACAAAAGUUUUGUCUGAAUGUGAUCCAGACUAUUCCGAUCGUAAUGACAAAGAAACACGACUAUUGUUUGAUAAAUCAUGUCAACCAAUCAUAAUAAACAAUCCUUGUAACAAGGAUGAGGAUGGAGAAAUUGAUGCAAAGUCGAAAAAUGAUUCAAGUUUCUGGGAUGAAUUCAAUAAAGAUCCAGAAAAAUAUAAACAACCAACCGGUGUGAUGACAAAAACUAAAAAUUUUUUAAAAAAAUUAUGGCCGAAAAAGGAAGUAAAGAGUGAAGAACAACUGAAAAGAGAAGAAUUGAUUCGGUCGGAAGCUCGUCGACAGUAUGAAAAUAUUCAUAAUGUUGAUCAAUCUCAAUCAACAAAACCGGAAAAGUUGAAAAGUUUGAUAGUAACAGAAACCGAAGACACCGAUUCACUAUUGACAAAAAUGCUCAACAUUUUAAAUCAAGAACAAGUCGAUGUCCAUCAUGAAAUGAUAAAAAUUACAGACUUUCCUAAGUCCGGAGAGAUGGAUCAAAUGGAAAAAUGGACUAAAAAUUUCAAAGACACUAGGAAUAGGAUACGAAAUGAAUUUGAUAAAAAAUUGGAAAUUACUUUAGGAAAGCCAACAAGUGAAGAUCAAACUGGAAAAAUCGGAACAGUUUCGACAAAAGUUGAAAAUCAACAAACAACAACAUCCAAAUUGGUAGAUAAAAUGACACAAUCUACAACGAAACCAGAAAAAAGUCAAACAACUAAAAUUGAACCUAUUCCACGUAUGAAAAAAGAAAAAUGGACUAUAGAAGAUGAAAUGGCUUUUUUAGCAAGUCACCAUCAUGAGAAAUAUCGACAGGAGUCAUCUAUAGAGGAUUGUAAAAAAAUGAUAAAAAAAUCAUCUGGUAAGGAAUUAGAAAGAUAUCAAAUACUAUUAGAAAGGCAUAUUGAUAAAAAACAAAAAUGUGAAGAAAUAAUAGCUAAUAGGAAAAAAGCUAUAAUAUCAGGUGAUGCUUUCAAAAUGGAAAAAAGUAAAAUGACUGAAUUAGAAUAUGCUAAUAAAAUAUUAGAUGAAUUAGAUAAAUAUGAUUUAAACCAGGCUGAUCAUCAAUCAAAAUCAAAAAAUCCCUUCAAAAUGUCUUCAUUAUUAAAACAUUCAAUGGAUCGAUUAAAACAUUGGUAUUUUGUUUAUGAAUUACGAACAUCAUUAUAUAUGUUGGAACCAUGGGAAAAGAAAUUAUUUAAUACCGUAAUGCUUACAAUUACGGCAAGUUGUUGUUAUUUUACUUAUCGUUUUUUACCAUCAUAUGCUCAUGCUCUAUUCGAAUAUUUUGGCAUCAUUUGAUUCAAUCAUCAUUCGAAACUAUUUUCACUCAACAUUCAAAUUCAAAAUUAUCAUUUUAUUAUUUAAAAAAAUGAAGUAAAAAAUAAUAAUGUUUAUGUUUUAAUAAAUUUCAUAUUUU